Leguminivora glycinivorella is the source of this 1841-nucleotide messenger RNA. RefSeq names its product probable tRNA (guanine(26)-N(2))-dimethyltransferase (gene Trm1). Lineage: Eukaryota; Metazoa; Arthropoda; Insecta; Lepidoptera; Tortricidae. The record is from RefSeq and is a predicted model, not a curated record. Gene Ontology annotation, molecular function: RNA binding. Gene Ontology annotation, cellular component: nucleus. Gene Ontology annotation, biological process: tRNA N2-guanine methylation. The transcript has 10 exons.
GUCAUUUAUUGUCAAAAUAAUGUGCAGUGUUCGAUACUGGUAAAAUGUGGAACUAUUAAAGUUUUUGUAUUGAAAAGUUAAUGUUUACAAGAAGAUAUCGCUUUAUAUUUAAACGAGCUUAUCAAAUAAUUAUGAAAAUGGAAAGCUCUUCAGCUACUAAAUCAAUUAAGGAGGGGCAAGCUGAAAUAAAGUUGAGUACAGAGAAGGUCUUCUACAAUCCAGUUCAGGAAUUUAACAGAGACUUGAGUGUAGCAGUUCUGACUGUAUUUACUGAAGACUAUAAGCAAGAGAAACGUGAGAAGGCUCAGAAAAAAAGACAGGACAAGAAAAGGAAGAAACUGAAACGGAGGUUUGAAUUUUAAAUAAUUGAGGUGACAAUUCUUGAAGCUCUAUCAGCUACUGGGCUGAGAAGUAUCCGCUAUGCCAAGGAAGUGCCAAAUGUGACUAAAAUUGUGGCCAAUGACUUGUCUGAGCAGGCUGUAGAGACAAUCAAGGCUAAUAUUGUGCAUAAUGGAGUAGACAAUAUUAUUGAAACUAGCCAUGAUGAUGCUUGCAUGCUAAUGUACAAACACAAGCACCCCCAGAAGAGAUUCUCAGCAAUAGACCUAGACCCAUAUGGCUGCCCAUCCAUCUUCCUCGACUCGGCAGUGCAAAGUGUGCAAGAUGGUGGCUUACUGUUGGUUACUGCCACUGACAUGGCUGUGCUCGCUGGCAACUCGCCGGAGACUUGCUACUGCAAGUAUGGUGCGGUCAGUUUGAAGACUAAAUGCUGUCAUGAAAUGGCGUUAAGAAUUCUUUUACAAUGCAUAGAACAGCACGCCAAUCGCUACAGUAGGUACAUUGUACCGCUCAUCAGCAUAUCGGCCGAUUUCUACAUUCGCGUGUUUGUCAAAGUAUACUCUGGUGCUAUUCAUUGCAAAAAAACUACGAGUAAACUAUCUAUGGUGUACCAAUGUGUAGGCUGCGAUAACAUCACCCUUCAGCCACUGGGUGGUUUCAAACCCAACCCUACAGAGAAGAACCCGGCACAAACAAAGGCGUUUCUGCCACCCGCCCCACCUGUGGGCGAGUUCUGUGUGCACUGCAACCAGAGGCAUCAUCUUGGCGGUCCAAUCUGGUCAGCCCCUAUCCACGACGAAUCCUUCGUGAGCCGUGUCCUAACCAGAGUACAAGAGCAACCUCAACUCUUUGGCACGGCGAAGCGAAUAGAAGGACUUUUAUCUAUGGUUAGAGAGGAGCUCCAUGAUACGCCUCUCUAUUACACUAUGGAUAAGCUGGUCGGACGUGUGCAUUUGGAGACUAUGCCUAUGCUGGUUAUGAGGUCGGCAAUCCUAAAUGGUGGUUACAAAGUAUCCUACUCGCACGCGUCCAAAAUGUCGAUCAAGACAAACGCGCCGGCGCAGUACGUGUGGGACAUCAUACGGACGUGGGAGAAGUCGCACCCGAUCAAACCGGCUAAGCUUGAAGCGGACCCGGUCACCAAAAACCUACUCAGCCAGCCCAUCACAAGCUCAAUAGACCUCAGCCAGAGGGUCGACGCCAACCCCAUCAGCCGGCGCGACGGACAGCUUCGCUUUCAGUUUAACCCUGCCCCUUACUGGGGCCCGGGAUCUAGGGCUGCUGUUAAUGUGGGAGAGGAGAAAAUGUCCAAGGCUCUACGAAAUCAAAACAAACACGCAAAGAAUAAAACUGCUAAGCGGCAGCAUUCGCCGGGUGAAGACGAAACGCGAAAGAAACCAAAUAUCGAAGAAGUCGAAGCGUAAAUUUAAAUUUGUAUUUGAUGUAAUCAUUUACAUGUAAUAUAAAUAAUAAAAAUAAAAGCCUUUUUAUUCCAUAAACAC